Molecule: messenger RNA, 2841 nt
Organism: Scophthalmus maximus (turbot)
Lineage: Eukaryota; Metazoa; Chordata; Actinopteri; Pleuronectiformes; Scophthalmidae
Gene: rhpn1
Product: rhophilin, Rho GTPase binding protein 1
Exons: 16
Coding region: 179-2260 (693 amino acids)
Biological process (GO): negative regulation of stress fiber assembly; signal transduction
Molecular function (GO): protein binding
Source: RefSeq, a predicted model, not a curated record
GUCAGAGACGAGCGGAGCAGCAGGAGUGAGGAGAGGGAUGAGGCUCGGCUCGUUCUCUCCGAGGAAAGAAGUUCUUUAUCGUCUGCUUCCGCUUGUUGUUGUUGUUGUUGUUGUUGUUGUUGUUGUUGUUCCGGCUCUUCGUCCAGCCGGAGGAAUGUAGCGGCUCGGCGGCUCCACGAUGGAGGAACCAGCGACCAGAGAGUUUGAGAUGUCGCUGUCGGACGGAGCCUCGGACGACGACGACGACGACGACAUGAUGCCGCUGACGUUACCCACAGAGGGCAGCCAGGGCGGGAGCAUCCGCAAGGGCUGCGAUCCUCUGGCCCAGACUCAGCGCAGUAAACUGCAGCACAGACGCGCUCGCAUCAACCAGCAGAUCAACAAGGAGAUGCGCAUGAGAGCCGGAGCCGAGAACCUGUUCAGGGCGACGACCAACAACAAGGUGAGGGAGACCGUCGCCCUGGAGCUCAGCUUCGUCAACUCCAACCUGCAGCUGCUGAAGGAGGAACUGGAAGAGCUCAACAGCAACAUGGAGGUUUACCAGACGGACAGUGAGUCGGUCAACGUUCCCAUGAUCCCACUGGGCCUGAAGGAAACCAAAGAGGUGGACUUCACCGUGUCCAUCCAGGACUUCAUCUGCGAGCACUACGGGGAGGACAGCUCUCUGUACGACAAGGAGAUCACAGAGCUUAUGGAGCUCAGACAGGCCAUGCGCACGCCCAGCCGUAACCAGUCCGGACUGGAGCUGCUGAUGGAGUAUUACAACCAGCUGUACUACCUGGACCAGCGCUUCUUCCCUCCACACAGGAACCUCGGCGUCCACUUCCACUGGUACGACUCUCUGACGGGCGUCCCGUCGAGUCAGCGAGCGUUGGCCUUCGAGAAAGGAAGCGUGUUGUUCAACAUCGGCGCUCUGUACACGCAGAUCGGAGCGCGGCAGGACCGCUCCGCCGCAGCCGGAAUCGACCGAGCGAUCGACGCCUUUCAGCGUGCUGCGGGUGCGUUCAAUUACCUGAAGGAGAACUUCUCCAACGCUCCGAGUCUGGACAUGUGCGGCCCGUCGCUGUGCAUGCUGGUCCGGCUGAUGGUGGCCCAGGUGCAGGAGUGCGUCUUCGAGCGUGUGACGCUCACCACACCGGAAGCACACUUCCCUUCCCAACUGCGCCUGGCGCAAGAGGCCGCUCGGGUGUCGGACGUCUACUUGUUGGUGCAGCAGACCAUGACGCAGCCUCUGAUGAAGGACUACGUGCCGUUCUCGUGGGCGUCCAUGGUUCAGGUCAAAUCCGAACACUUCCGCGCUCUGUCGCACUACUACACCGCCGUCGCGCUCUGCGACCACACGUCGUCGGCCGAGGAAGAGGAGGAGGAGGAGGCAGAGAAGGCUUUCCUCCAGUUCUACGUCAGCAGUCCUGCCGGGCCUUUACUCAGCCAGGUUCUACGGGACCCGGAGAAGAGACGAAAGCUUGGCAAAGCUCACCUGCGGCGAGCGGUCAUCCGACACGAGGAGGCCAUGCGCGUCCACGGCCUGUGUAAGAUCCUGAGGAAGAUGGACAUCCUGCAGGACGUCCUGUCGCUCACACACAAACGCUCUCUGGACAAAUACUCUGAGCUGGACCGAGAGGACGACUUUGACGAAACCGCGGAGGCUCCGGAGAUACAGUCAGCUCAAACGCAACAGAAACCAGACAUCACUCCACCGAACUUCUCCACAGUCCAGGUGACCGACAUCUUUCAGAGACUGGGGCCUCUGUCCGUGUUCUGUGCUCGGGCUCGCUGGGGCCCGGUGCGAGUGAUCGGCCUGCAGGGGAGGGAGGGCGGCCUGGGCCUCACGCUCCGAGGAGACUCGCCCGUCCUGGUGGCCGGAGUCGUACCCGGAGGCUGUGCAGCGGAGGCAGGACUGAGGGAGGGCGACUACAUCGUGGCCGUGGACGGUCACGACUGUAAAUGGGCCAAACACAGCGAGGUCGUCCAGAUGCUGAAGGGCUGCAGCGACAGAGGGGCGGAGCUCAGCGUGGUCACUCUACACUCACAUGACACACAGCAGGCGGAGCGGCGGGCCAUCAUGCUGUCCCACUGCGGCGGCGACAAAGAAAACACCCGGCAGCAUCUGCUGGGCGGGGCCAAGGGCCAGAGCUCCGCCUCCCUUCUGAACUGGAACAGGAAGAAGAAGAGGGAAGGCGGCGGCGGAGUCUCCAAGAGACUGGGAAGCACUUUCAGUCUGUCGUUCGGAAGCGUCAGAGACACAGAAGCCAUGUACUGAGACACAGAGGACCGCAGAGGAAGCACUCAGGGAACCACAGCGCCCGGUACGACGACGGGGGGGCAUACGAGUAACACAAGCUCCCGUGUCGAUGGAGCGGGGCACGAGUCCGAGUUCGUUCCAGUGCUCAAAGCACAGUCCCAACGGAUCUGUGGCAACUUUUUGUGGCCAAUCAAAUAUACGGAAACCAGGUAGAAGAAGUUGUAGCAUGUAGCAUUGUGCUAAAGUUUACUUUGCACCGUCCUGGAGUCUAAAGCGUUUCAGAUGUGGGACACAACACAAGUAGGCAGAUAUAAAUUUACCCGGCGUGAUGCCGACAGGUACGAGUGGCGCGGUGGCCCGGCCUCUGCUCCCCAGUCGACUCCACGACCAGAGGGCAGAGUUCAGUCUGAGCUGCCACUCAAAUUUUAUGGAUUCUUUCUUGAUCCACGUUUCAUCCUUUCACCAAAUUUACCGGAAAUCUGUUCUGUAGCGCUGCAACAGUUAAUCGAUUAGUGAUCCACUACUAAAUCAAUCGCCAACUAUUUUGAUAAUCGAUUAAUCGGUUCAAGUAGUUUUUAUGAGAAACAUUUUUUGGGGAU